UUAUCUUUUACUGACUUUAUUAUUUAAAAUCUAUCUUUUUUUCUCUUUCUUUCUUUCUUACUUUAUUUAUUUAAAAUGAUAGAACGUCGAGUGAAUAGCUUACGUUGGUCUCGAACUUUGAGUAGAAUUCAAAACAAUAAUUCACUAAUAGAUAAUAACAUAGUACAAAGGUUUACAAUACAAACAUACAUAUUUAUUAUGAUUAACAAACAAUGAUACACAUCCAUCUGAUAAUUUGAAACAAUCAUGGCCUGCACAACAAGACGAAUUAAAUGCAGUGCCAAGAAAAAGAAAUAAUUCACUUAUUCCAGUAGAACUCAUGAUGAAUAAUAGUGGAGAAGGUGGUAGAGAAUGUGUUGCGUUAGCAACCGUAUUUGGUGUACCUGAAUACAUUGACUCUAAAGUCUUUUGGGAAAGACAACGUGAUGAAUCAAAAAAUAAGCCAGUCCAACAACAUCCUAUUAUUAUUUCUGUUAAUCAUGAAUUAGACCCAAAUCAAACUUUAUCAAAACUUGAUAUUGAACACAACGAAAUUCGAUCUAAAUUGUUUAUUUCGUCCUACAUGGACUCUGUUCUGGACUCUGUAGGUUCUAAUGAUCUUUUAAAGAGUCCAUCCUUUUUAACUGAAACACCAACACCGUCACCGUCACCGACACCUACUAAAAGCUUCUCCUUACCUCGUAUCCCUUCUGUUAGUCUAUUUGAUGAUGUUUCUAUAGAAAAUAAAAACAACUCUGUUCCACUUGAAUUUACAGUGCCUAAAGACUGUUCUCAGAUAGAUCAAACAGAAGUAGAAUCUACAAGCUUCUCUAGUACGAAAACACCUUUACUUCUUGUUGGACCACCAGAGAUUUUUGACUUGAUUUUGUCAGACCAGGAUGAACGAUUCAUCAUUUGGGGUCCCGAUCCUAUCAUACUCUCUUCUUCAAUGGCAACGACCUCCUUUGAAAGAUCAUCAUCAUCAUCAUCUUAUGCAGUAUUGUGUAAUAAUCAAAAUAAGCGACCUGAAUUAAAGGGGUUCUCAUCUAAUAUCACCAUGAGUCAGAAAUCAUCGUUAUCAAGAUUUAAAUCCUCGUCAGUCAGAUUACCAAAUUGGUCUGAAACUCUUAAAAAACGUUGGCAAAAUUCUUCUCACUAUCGUCAGCAAAGUAUGUUUAUUAAAAGGGCAUUAAAACAAAAUAAUGAAGAUGAUGUGACAAAUAAAAUCGAUGAAAUACCCAAGGUGAUUGAAGCAGCUACCAUUCAUAAACUUGUAGAGAAAUUGACAAGUACUUUAGAUUAUACAUUUAUGACAGAUUUCUUUUUGACUUAUAGAGACUUUGUAACCUCAGAGGAUCUUUGUCAACUUAUUAUAUCAAGGUUUUAUUGGGCUUUAAAAAAUGAUGAUGAAUCAAGAAGAAUUGUUAGAAUUAGAACAUUUGUAGUUCUUCGUCAUUGGUUAAAUAACUAUUUUGUUCAUGAUUUUGUUGGUAAUAGAGCCCUUCGUAUCCUCUUUACACAAUUUCUUAAUUCUCUCCCUUAUCAUCCACUCAUUAAACAAUCAUUACGUGAUCAACGUAUUGUCAAGAUUUUAAAAUGUGUUGUACGACGCUUAAAAAAGUUGUAUUACAGAGAAUCAUCGCAUGUCAAGGUCAUCGCACCUCCUCCACCUACAGCUGAACAAGAACAAAUGAGUGAACUCGUACGUGCAAAACUUUCUCAGAGUGCGAUUAGACGAAGGGCAGCAGGGAUCGAUUUUAGUAGCGAUUAUCAUGGUAACAUGGCCAUUCAAGAUACACGUUAUGCCCCCGUUCUUGUAGUCGGUAGUCUUCAUAAGAAACCCUCUGUAAGCUUGAUAGAUUCUGGAGUCGCUGAUUUUUCACCAAGUCAGUUAGUCAAUAAAUUAUCAUUCAAUAAUAAUAAAAUUCAAAAUAAUAACUCUAACUCUAUUAAAACAGAUCAGACUCCAACUCAUCAAAGUCAACUUCUUGUCUCUCAUUCUCAUACGGAUGACAUGAGUUCUUCUUCUAUUAAAAGAUCAAUGAUGGACGAUCCUGUCGCUUCUUAUGCUGAUUCACUUGAAAGUGAACUUACUGCAGGUGAAACAACAGUAUUCAAUCUAUCCGAUGAUUCAGAUGACGAUUUUGAUAUCUAUCAUGAUUACUUUCAUCAUGUUGAAGAAGAAGAUGAACUCGAUCGACAUUGGCUACAAGAACAACAAGAAACGAUGGCUUAUUUCAACUCUUUUACUGAUAUUCAACAACUUCCUUCUUCCACACUACUAGAUGCAUCGCUUGCUUUAAAACAAAAUAUAAAUGAAAUACAUAAAGUGGAGGAGACAAAUUCGGACAAAAUUAUAAAUCAAAAGGAAGAUAAUGACGAUGAUGAUGAUGGCGAUCAGCAACAACAACAACAACAACAACAACAACAACAACAACAACAGCCAAUAUUGAAAGUACGUCGUGUUCCAUCUGAGCGUUGGUGUAGAUCAUUAGAUAAUUCUACUGUAGAUCCUCAGCCACUUCCAAAUACAUCUUUACCUGUUGAACUUUUAAAGGAACUGAAUCAGGAUCUUGAGCAGCAUCCAGUGAUGCCUAUCAUUGGAUUAUCAAGAAAAUUAUCUAAAAAAAGUAUUGAAAAACGAAAGAGUGAAAGGAGUCUUCAGGGUUCAACCCCUUCUUCACCCCUAUCAACAGGAAUUCAACAGUCGUCAGAUAAUAUUCCAGAAUUACCCCCUUUACCACAAAGUCUUGUUCAUAGUGAUGUCCUUAAAUUAGUCAGCAGAUCGUCAUCAUCUACAAUAAAGACAAAAAGAAGAUCCUCUAUGAGUGUAAAAGAGGAUAUUCAUUUUGAAGCAAUACCCUAUGAGAGAACACAAGUUAUGUAUUCAUCUGAACGGAAGGAGGUUGCUGCUAAUCAUAAUCAACCUAAACUAUCAAAGGUCUUUCAUAAGAAUAAUCUGGAUCAAUUUGAUACUACUACAUCAAAUGAUAAAGAACAAUCUCUCAUUCUUCAAUCUGAUAUGCUUGUUCAUAGAUCUGAUGCCAUAGAUCAUGGGCAACAGCAAGUACCUAGUGGUCAUUUUGUAAGCUUAAUUGCUCAACGUCUGAAUAUGGAUGAUGAUGAUGAUGAUGAUAACAUAUCAAUAGCUCAUAAUAAUCUAGCUGCUACUGAUCAUCAUGAUGAUUCUUAUAGACUAAGUAUGAUGCUUAUUCAAGAUGAAGAACGUAGGCAAAGUUUUGAACUAAGACGUAAACGGGGUGCAAGUAUUGAUAUGAUAGACUACAUACGAACUGGUAAAUCUAUACAUAAAUCUGAAAAGGAUGAAGUGGAGGCACAGGCAACAGACAAUAGUAUCGUCGCAACAAGUUUGACAUCUUUAUCUGAAAAAUCAAUGACAACACCUUCAUGUUGUUUGUCAUUUGUUACUUCUGAUGUGGCGACAAAUCUGGAUUCACAGGUUCAAACGGCAAUAGCUCCUAAUGAUAUCGUCAGUAUAUCAUCCUCAUCUAAAGAAGCAGGCCCAAAAAUCAUGGAUGAAAGAGUCCUAAAGACUCUAACAAAGUGUACAUCAAUCUCAACUCCUCUUCCUAGACCUCUACUAUCUACUAGCAACAAUUGUCAACUAAACAGAUAUCAACCCUGUUUUAUCCUUUUUUAUAGAACAAGUAAAUUAGCGAGUCAACUAUGCUAUAUAGAACGAGAUGUAUUAGUCAAAGUUGGAUGGGAAGAAUUGAUUCAUUGUAGAUGGACUAAAAUGGAUCCAAACGGAAACGUUAUUCAAGUUACAGAACAAAACUCAACAAAUGAUACAACAACAACAACAAGACAACGAACCAAGGAACAAGGUAUUGAACAAGUCAUUCAACGAUUUAACACUGUUUGUCUUUGGGUAGCCUCAGAGAUUGUAACAACGAAAAGCAUACAUGAUCGAGUCAAAUUAAUUGAGAAAUUCGUUCGAUUAGCAAAGAAAUGCAAAAUAUAUUCUAAUUAUGCAACCUUAGUUCAAAUUUUAUUGGGUCUUCAAUCACCUGCCGUGGCACGACUGGAAAAGACAUGGUCAAAAGUGAGUUCUAAAUGUCAAAGGGAACUCGCAAAAUUGACUGAAUUUACAUCACCUAUAAAAAAUUGGAAACAUAUUCGAGAUAGCAUGACAGAAGUAGCUGAAGAAUAUGGUCAUUCACCUGCUGAAGUUCAGGUUGAAUUACCAGGCACUACGCGCAAAAUGAAAAAGACGACACGUAUCAAGAUGCCCUUUGGUGGCUGUAUUCCAUUCUUGGGCAUUUACUUGUCAGAUUUAGUCUUCAAUUCUGAGAACCCAAAGUUCUUGACACCCCAUUCUGAUAAUCAAAAGAUUUAUAAUGCAAAUACAACUACCAAGUUGCCAGCUGAAUUGUUAGAUCAACCUUUAGUCAAUUUUCGAAAGCAUCGUGUGAUAGCUACUGUGAUUAAACGAGUCUUGGUCUUUCAAGGACUAGCAAUGCGAUAUUCAUUUGAUGAAGACCUUGUAUUAUUGGAAAAAUGUAGAAAUAUUCAGGCCUUAGAGGCCUCUAAAAUUAGAGAAUUGAGUGCUUCUCUUGAAUAGAAAUCUUUAUAUACAUACUAUUAAUUAUCAAAUAAACAUUAUUUAUUCGACUAUUAUAAAA
This is a messenger RNA of Cokeromyces recurvatus, 4625 nucleotides long. Its product is annotated as ras guanine nucleotide exchange factor domain-containing protein. Gene Ontology annotation, cellular component: plasma membrane. Lineage: Eukaryota; Fungi; Mucoromycota; Mucoromycetes; Mucorales; Mucoraceae. Bases 320 to 4564 code for a protein of 1414 amino acids. The record is from RefSeq and is a predicted model, not a curated record. Gene Ontology annotation, biological process: Ras protein signal transduction; positive regulation of GTPase activity. The transcript is spliced from 5 exons. Gene Ontology annotation, molecular function: guanyl-nucleotide exchange factor activity.